CUCGGAGCUUGUCGCAAAAUCGUCAUCAGCUAAUCUUCGCUAGCUGCUCGCUAAGAGCACGUGUGCGCUUAAGUCAUCUUCUCCUCUCUUCUGGCCUGACAGACACACAAACACACACACACACACACACGUCUCCUGAUUAGGAGGUAGACGUGAUCUCCAAGUCGCUCUGUACUGACCCUACAGAGCACAGCACAGCUUGUCUCGCCCACAUCCAUCCAUCCUCUCGCCCGUUCUCACUCAGUCAGUCACUCAUGUGUGUAUGUGUGGCACUCGGCCCUCUCUCCUGGUCCGCUGCUUGACCGCCAGCCGCUGCCGCUCAUCUGCGGUGCGAUCCCAACUGCGCCGCACCGACCUAUCACUCACGCAAUAAAUACCCAACACCAAAGGUCAAAACAGACAGCGCCUUCUGGUGCGUCCGUCCGUCCGUCGCGCGCACUCACCGUGGAUUGACCCAUCCCGGUGAUGUGGAUGAGCUCUCGUCCGCCUCGGCCGCUGGUGCAGUGUCUGGUGGUGCAUGCCGUCUGGCUGCUGCAUCGGUGAGCCGCUGCAGGCCUUGGCACAACAAGUAGUCCGCUGCUGCAUCCUACAGACACAGAUUGAUUAACAGAUAAGCCCCACAAGUGAAUGAGUGAGUGCAAUCUGACGCAUCCAUCGUUGAUCCUCCCUCGCUCACCCACCCCACCUGGUGCCUGCCCAUCCGAUAGAAAGCGAUGGCCCGCAGUGUCAGCAGCGGGGCCCUGCUGACAGAGUCAGGAGAAUCCUCAUCAUCGUCUGGGAGGCGCCCAGCGGCCCUCACGUCGAGCAUGAGGGCUCUCGUGCUGUCAGACAACGCCUGCGGCCACUGCUCGAGCAGCGCAUGCACCCUUGCUCGAAGGCCAAGGGCCGUCGCCAGCAGAGACGCAUCACGCAGACGGACGGCGCUGACCACACAAGAUGAAAGCCGCUGAUCGACACGCACACAGGCAGACAGGACAGGCGGCAGACAGACAUACACACAGUUUUCCACCAUUGAUUGACGUACGUGUGUGGUCGAUGAGCGAGUGAGUCACCUGGAUGAGGUCGGCACCUAUCAUCUCGAGAGGCACACCACCCCCCUGCAGGUCUUUCCUGCUCCAGCCGGGCACCGUGAGCACCGCAGCAGGUGACUGCUGGUGCUUCUCCUCGAGCAGGAUCCACUCGCUGGUGCGGGGAUGGAUCUUGUCGGUUGGGUGCAGCAACACCUCCAGAGCUGAUGACGACAGGCGAGGGGCCGACCUGCACAGAUAUAUCAGAUGACACAAGCAAUGCCUUCAAUGCAACGCAUACCGUUAGUGCUGUGUUAGUGCCUGAGUGCGUGUGUGGGUCGGUUUGUUCCGUCACUCACCUUCUGAAAUCCUUUGCUCCAGCAACCUCGACCAUGGGCGAGCCCGAGCGAUCUGCACGCUCUGUCGCCUCGACAUAGUCCCUCCGGUUGCGGGAUGGGCCGUCUGAUGGCGAUAAAUGGGGGGUCGACUCUUCUGGCAGGUCUCUUGGGGUGGUCAUUGGUUGCUGUGACGCGAUGAGGCUCUCGAGAGCCGCGCGCAUCUCUUCCGCCUCCUGACAUCAGACAGACAGACAGAAGCAAAAUGACUGACAUGCACCAAGCACUUUGCAGAUUAGAUUGCACCUGCGGAGCCUGUAUCGGGUGGGUGUGCUCCAAGGCGCGGCACGCUGCGGCGAUGCCGCAGAUGGCCACCUCCAGCAGGAAACGUCGCUCGCCAUCACGUUGCUGCUGUCUAGCCAUAUUUUCUCCGUCCAUCGCGAGAGUCUGCAGGAUGGCACUCGAGUCCUCAACAGCCCCCCACAUGUCACCUGAAACACAGCAGCGCCGAAGCACACCAUACGCCGUGCUGCCUAUUCGCCCCCUCCGCCCCCGCCCCCCUCUCUGUCACGCACCUGUUUUGUAUCUGCAUGUCAUGCGCAUGGCCAGGGCCUCGUGACGGAGCCGCCCCGCAGCACUCAAUGACGGCAAUGCAAUCAGGCGGUCCAGGAGGACAAUCGCCUGCUGAUGUUGACUCAGACGGCUGUGGGCUGUCGCUGCACAGAAGAGAACAUCGGGGCUGUCGUGCUGGAGGUCGAGAGCACGACGAGCAUGCUCAAGGGCCUCCUGUGAGGACAGACAGAGGGAGGGAGGGAGGGAAAGAGGGAAGGAAAUCGCUGUUUGCCCUGCACUACGAGUGAGGCCUACGUGCAGAGUGCUGUUGCCAUCAGUGUCGCCAUCACCAGGACCAGCACUCCUUCCUCGUGUUUGUGAAGGUUUCCUGCCUCUCCUCGCCUCGAACUCCUCGCAGAGAGCGAGGCUGCACAGCCUGUAGACCGCCGAAGCGAGAGACCAAUUGAUGCUUCCUUCCUGCCUGUCUGCCUGUCUGCCUCUCGGCGCAUGCAGCGUACCUUUGAUAGGCUCGUGUCUUCUGGGUUGCAUCACAUGUGUCGAGCGCCUUCUUGAAGGCAUCCUGUCCCAGAGAGAGGCACACACAACUACAAUGAAUGAUCAUUGGCCGGCGAUGAUGGCGGUGGCCGACUCACCCGCGCUCCACGGUAGUCAUCAGCGGCCAAGAGGCAGUCUCCCUGACCCACAAAGUCAUCGCAGCUAUCAAACACUGCCCACAGACAGACAGACAGACAGACAAGAGCUGACAGUGCCUCAGACAAGAGUGGAUCUCCGCUUUUCUCACCGGCGAAGGCUCCAUUCAGGUCCCCUUUCCGCAUCAUGGCCACCGCAGCCCCCCUUCCCCCCUGGGCAUCAUCGUUGCUCGCUGCACUGCUGCUGGUGCUGGUGCGAUGAAUGGCUCGAGGUCUGAAUGGCGGAGGCAGGGGGCGCGGGAGUGGCACGAGAGCUGGCAGGAGCCGCCGCAUUUUGCCAGAAACAAGCAGAGAUCCGUCAGGAAG
Vitrella brassicaformis is the source of this 2910-nucleotide messenger RNA. Lineage: Eukaryota; Vitrellaceae. The record is from the annotation of a GenBank genome assembly.